Lymnaea stagnalis (great pond snail) is the source of this 1674-nucleotide messenger RNA. The record is from the annotation of a GenBank genome assembly. NCBI's taxonomy places the organism in Eukaryota, Metazoa, Mollusca, Gastropoda, Lymnaeidae.
GGCAAUACACAGGGUUGAAGUGGAACACAGACGUAAGUUGUGCUUUGUAGUUGGUCCUAAACACUUGGAACUAGUGAGCUGAUUUGGAAUUUGUGUGUUAGUUUACAUUCAUGAACUCUUUAAAUAAAUGCGAAAAAUACUUAAGUGUCGUAGCAGGAAACAAAAUAUACAAAGCAAACCUAAAAGAACUACCUUUAUAAUAAUUUUUUAAAAUAGCGGGGAUAAAAAAAAUGUACAAAGCUUCUACACUAUACGUCACCUAUUAAUACUAAGGAUUUCAAAAUAUAUGUUCCUGUAGAUUUAUUACCAAUCAACAUCCAAUAAUUUUGUUACAAUUUUUGUGUUAUUUCCGCAAUGUUUUAUGUGUAUAUGUGUGGAUGUGUAUGUGGUGUGUAUGUGAGCAUCUGAAGUGAAUACCGUAAAGUAACAGACAAUUGGCCUCGAAGCUUUGUGAGUAUCAUUUCUGUUUUAUUUUAACAUAUCAUAGUCUAUAAACUUAUGGCGGAAGAUUUGAUGAGCUCUGUCAAGAUCAUUGCUCGGGCCCAAGGGAUCUAUGAUAACAAAGGACAGGGAGAUGGUCAAGAGGCGGCUCCGAACACGGGCUGCACGGAAUUUGAGCGGGGACCUCGCGGCACAAGCACGACGAGUAGAGUGGACAGAGGCAACGCGGACCGACCUGCUGAAGGCGCUGCUAAAAUACAGGUUGAGGGGAAGCACGGGGGCGCGGCCAGAGUAAACAUGGCGGGCAGGGCGAAGGCUAAUGCUGAGAACGGACAUGAGGACGAUGCCGAAGUGAAUCUGGAAGGGGGAGAUGAAGACACCGUCAAGGUGAACAUCGAAGAAACAUCUGCAUUCGUUGGUGUUCAAUGCCUACCAGGUUAAUGUAUUUAUAUAUUUAUAAUAAAUAGUUACAUUAUAUAUAUGUAAAUAUAUAAUAUAUUAAACUUUACUUCUUUGUUAAUAUUAAAUCAAAUAGAGUUUUUUUAAUUAUUGCUAAAUUUUUUGAGGUAUAGGCUAUUUGAAAGGGCUUCGAAUCAAAUUUCUUACCCCCAUAAACAAUUUUAAGUAAAAUGUACGUUUUUAAGAAUCCCGUUCACAGUCUGUUGGCACUACAAAUGCCGUGUGCCUCUUGGCUUAUGAAAACAUUUAUGUGCUCGUCAACUUUUCAAAACAAAUUAUAUAAGUUAAGACUGGUAUUGACUCUUCAGUCAACCUGUAAUAGAAAUUGCGAUAAAGUUAUAAGGAAAUUGUCCAAUCCCUGAACAUUGAAGAUGCCAGCAAAAUGCUUUAAUUAUUACAAAUCUGGCACUUUGAAUUGAGUCUAUUUACAGAUGCUAAAGAAUAAAAAAUUUUUAAAAAAGCAACAAAAAUAAACAUUGGAUGACCUAACGUAUGUUUUAUUUAAACAGGGUCAAAGUUCAGGGCAUGAAUUUAGAUUGGUCCAAAUUGACAGUGAUGAAGAAGCACGGAAUCAACUGGAUCUUCUCCAAUCUUACUUGAUGCAGAAUCCUGGAGGGAGAGCUUACACCGUUUGAAAUGUAGCCGGCUUUUUUUCUCCCCUUUCUAUAAAAAUUCAAAUGUUUUUUGUACAGUUAUUAAAAUAAAUAUAUGUACAAAAAUUUGAUCAGAAAGUUUUGAAUUAAAUAUAAAAUAUCCUGCUCUGCAUUCUAAAUC